CUUCUGAGCGCUCCUGGCGGCAGAAGCCAGCCGUCGUCCGCUUCUGGCUCUCUCGAGGACCUCCGCUGAUUGGAUUGUAACCCAGACCUGUAGGAGCAACUAGCGGGAUCGCGGCUCUUCUUUUUUUAACCGUUUCAUCUCCUCUCUCGCCCCCCUCCUUUUUAAAAAACAUCUUUUUUAUAUAUAUAGACCUCAUUUUGGGGAGGGGGUGUUAUGGUGUGAACUCUUUCUAGCCAAACCGGGAAAAGGCAAACUCAUUUGAUUCCUGAUAUAUUAAGCCCGGGAAGGAAACCACAGCUUUGGUUUUUUGCUGAAUUGUAAAACUACAUUUAGUGAUGGAAACCAGUUGGACUGUACAUCUGCUGCCUCUCUUAGCUCUGACAUUGGCUUUUGUCACAGCUGUUCCAGAUGAAAAAGACGGAAAUUGGUCCAGUGAAAUGGAAGCUAAGAACCAGCAUCAAGCAAUACUAGGUGUAACGAACAAUAAAAUCAUGACAGCACAGUUUGAAUGCUAUCAGAAAAUUAUGCAAACUACUGAAGAAUAUGAAGGUCCACAUUGCAACAGAACAUGGGAUGGUUGGUUAUGCUGGGAAACUACUCCAGCAGGACAAACUGUAGAACAAAACUGUCCAGACUACUAUCAGGACUUUGACCCUUCAGAAAAAGUUUAUAAGAUCUGUGAAGAAAGCGGACACUGGUUUGUGCACCCUGAGAGUAAUAGAAUUUGGACAAACUUUAGCCUUUGCACUCAUCAGAUGCAAUAUAAAUUGCAGACAGCUCUGAAUCUGUACUAUAUCUCUAUAAUUGGCCACAGCCUUUCAAUCGUUUCACUUAUUAUUUCCCUUGGCAUAUUCUUCUAUUUUAAGAGCCUCAGUUGCCAAAGAAUCACAUUGCACAAGAAUCUCUUUUUCUCUUUUGUUUGCAACUCCAUUAUAACGAUUAUUAUUCUGUCGGGAGCUGCCAAUAAUCAAGCAGUGGCUGCAGAUAGCCCAGUUGGAUGCAAAGUGGCACAAUUCAUUCAGUUUUACUUCAUGGUUUGCAAUUACUUCUGGAUGCUCUGUGAAGGGAUUUACUUGCAUACUCUGAUUGUGGUGGCUGUAUUUGCAGAAAAGCAGCAUUUACUUUGGUAUUACCUCCUUGGAUGGGGCUUCCCCUUGAUACCUUCCUGCAUACAUGCUGUAGCCAGAAGCUUAUAUUUCGAUGACAACUGCUGGAUCAGUUCAGAGACUCAUCUGCUGUACAUCGUCCAUGGUCCUAUUUGCGUUGCUCUUUUGGUGAAUCUCUUUUUCCUGUUGAACAUUGUCCGUGUUCUAAUCACAAAGUUAAAAGUCACCCAUCAGGCGGAAUCCAAUCUCUACAUGAAGGCAGUCAGAGCCACCCUCAUACUGGUGCCCCUACUUGGCAUUGAAUUUAUGCUGGUUCCAUGGCAACCCCAAGGUCGUGUUGCUAUAGAGAUUUUCCACUAUGUGACGCAUAUCCUGAUGCACUAUCAGGGUUUGCUGGUGGCAACGAUUUUCUGCUUUUUUAAUGGAGAGGUCCAGUCUGUCCUACGGAGGCACUGGAAACAGUACAGGAUCCAGUUCGAACAUAGUUUUGCCCACUCCGAUGGUCUCCGGUCAGCUUCUUUUACAGUUUCUUCCUCCUUCACUGAUGGCCAAAGCUUCAAUUUUAACCAUGACUGCCCCAGUGAACAUUUAAAUGGAAAAAGCUUCAGCGAGAUGGAAAAUGGUCCUUUUAAACCCGAGAAGCUGUAUGGGUGAUUACAGAAGAUUGUCAGUUCUCACCAAUGUGUUAUUUCAAAUAGAUGACUCCCUGAGCAGCAGUGACUUUUGGAGGGAAAUGGCUGUUCCUUAAGAAUGCAAUGAGUUUUAAUUUGUUUAUUGUGUCUACACGCAUUAGCAUAUCUUUGCAAGUGAAUGCUAGUAUACUGGAGCUAGUGACACCCAAUCAUUGGAAUAUUAAGCUUCAACCUCUGGAUUUAAAACAUUCAGAAAGAUGCUGAUUGAGAUUUUAAUGGGAUCAAUCAUGCCCUAGUUAGAUCUGUUCUUGUACAUAUGUUUUUCUGCAUAUAAAUAUAUCUGGAGAUAGAUAAACUUUGCCUCUUCAACUUCUACUGUGUAGACAAAUUGGGCAAUUUAUUUUGUAUGAAGGGAAUCAAAGGAAGUUCUGUAUUUUUUUUUCCAGCAGUUUGUAUCUUGACUGGGUUGUCAUUUUGCAGCCAUUUUGUUGCUUCAAUACUUGUAUAUACGGUAUUUAUCAUAUUCUGUUGUCUUAAGUGCAACCAACAAACACAGUCUAAAUCUUGAAGAAGAAGAAAAAUCACUAAAUGCAAAGCAUUCUUUUGGAUUGACUGUGCAACUUCUAUGUCUGACAAAGAUGGAUACAAACCAAUCUGCAAUAUUCUGAAUAAAGUGGAUUCAAAUUUACUAGACAUAUGAGGGCCAACAUUUUCAAAAAUGCCUCUUACCUUCAGUUCCUGCAAGCAAUUGAAAAAAAAUAUAGUCAUCCCAUCAAUACCUGGUAGGCAUAGGAACUAUGAGGAUGAAGAUGGGUUUUCUGUCCUUCUGUGGCCUUCUGUGUGUGUUUGUGUGUGUGUAUGUGUAUAGGACAUGUUUUGAAGGUAUGGCAAUGUUGGUAGAUGAUUUGUAUUCAGUAAAGAAAAUAGGUGCCAAGGUUUUUUUUUUAACUAUGGUAAUUUGCCAAUAGGCUUCUCCGAUUGGGCUGAUGCUUUAGUAAGAAGAACAGAAGACAACAGAUGAGCCUUUUAGGGAGCAGAGAGGAAUGAUGAGGUUCAUACCCUAAUUUAUUUAUUUUUCCUAAGUGGGAACCUUGGGUGAGAGAAAUCAUUAUUAGAAGACAGUGUCUAGUAACAGGUGUAACAUACCCACAUGGGCUCCAUAAUCCCCACAGCCAGAAUGUGGAACACUUACAGACAACUUUGAUCAUAUCCCUCUAUAACGUUCAUAGAGACAUUCUCACUCAACACCCUAGCUAGAAAUGAGUCGUUCCUUUCCUUUGAGCAAAGACCAAAUGUUGAUGAUCUAAUCAUACUGGGCACCCCAAUUCACACAUCUAAGACGGGUCAUUAUUUUGGCUUCAAACAUACAGAUGUUGGACAAGCACAAGUAGGGUUGUUUAGACCUUGA
Molecule: messenger RNA, 3146 nt
Organism: Thamnophis elegans (Western terrestrial garter snake)
Lineage: Eukaryota; Metazoa; Chordata; Lepidosauria; Squamata; Natricidae
Gene: CALCRL
Product: calcitonin receptor like receptor
Exons: 13
Coding region: 336-1760 (474 amino acids)
Biological process (GO): angiogenesis; adenylate cyclase-activating G protein-coupled receptor signaling pathway; cell surface receptor signaling pathway
Cellular component (GO): plasma membrane
Molecular function (GO): calcitonin receptor activity; adrenomedullin receptor activity; calcitonin gene-related peptide receptor activity
Source: RefSeq, a predicted model, not a curated record